AUGUCGGAGAAACAAAUUUUGAUGGUCAAGAAAAGUAACAACAAGAGACAACGAGUGAACCUAGUUCCCAAGUUCUCCAUCAACGACCACCAUGACGUGCUGGUGGAAAUCCUCAGGCGACUAGAUGGCCCUUCUCUAUGUUCAGCCGCUUGCGUUUGCCGUCUUUGGUCGGCCGUGGCUCGCAACGACUCAAUAUGGGAAGAGCUCUGUUUCCGACAAGUGUCACCACGACCUUCACUUUCCAUACGCUCCGUUGUGUCGGCUCUUGGUGGAUACCGACGUCUCUACUUCCUAUGCAUCCGUCCGGUCCUCGCACGAGUCCCCAAGAUUCUAUGGAGUCGAGACCAGCUUCAGCUCUCGCUCUCUCUUUACUGUGUCCACUACUACGAGCGCCUUUACGUUGGUGCGUGGCUUGGAGACGCGCCACCUUCUUCGCUCAUUUUCCUUCGCAAGCCCCUCAACGUCCUAUGAUUUUGCCUUUUGCUGGUACAGCCUAUAACUAGGAACCUAUUAUUGUAUUCUUUAUCACAUAU
Eruca vesicaria subsp. sativa (arugula) is the source of this 533-nucleotide messenger RNA. Lineage: Eukaryota; Viridiplantae; Streptophyta; Magnoliopsida; Brassicales; Brassicaceae. The record is from the annotation of a GenBank genome assembly.